CAACGAAUAAGCUUAGUGAGUGGCCUACCGCAGGUUAUUUUUGUGUGUCGGUGAUGAGAGAUGCUAGUCGUGCAAUAAAUUGCCAAAAUGAGGAUCCUGUGGUGUUUAUGUGCCGUAUUAUGUGUCUUGCUCCCCAGUAUGCUUAUAUCAGGUGUUUCUGAAGAACGUGGCCAUAUUUCUUGGUCAUAAUGAAGAUCUAAAAGCAAC
Messenger RNA from Acanthoscelides obtectus, 207 nucleotides. NCBI's taxonomy places the organism in Eukaryota, Metazoa, Arthropoda, Insecta, Coleoptera, Chrysomelidae. The record is from the annotation of a GenBank genome assembly.